This is a messenger RNA of Prunus dulcis (almond), 1962 nucleotides long. RefSeq names its product probable xyloglucan galactosyltransferase GT14. The transcript has a single exon. Lineage: Eukaryota; Viridiplantae; Streptophyta; Magnoliopsida; Rosales; Rosaceae. Gene Ontology annotation, molecular function: glycosyltransferase activity. The record is from RefSeq and is a predicted model, not a curated record. Bases 275 to 1789 code for a protein of 504 amino acids.
UCAAAUACAUUCAAUUUAAUAUUUUUCAAUUUCUUUUAAAACAAAUUUAGUAUAGUUUUCAAGUCCAAAUAUUAUUAUUAUUAUUUUUUCAAAUAUCUCCAUCCUAAUGAAUAUACACGUUUUAAGGUUUCAAAACUAAUUUGAUAAAUAAGGUCCCUCUCCAAGCACCUGAGAGUUUCUUUUACAGAAAAGGCUUUCCAAUCUUUCUUCUCACACAUGCAAACUCAAUGCCCUUCUCUUCUACUUUGAGACUUGGGAGAAUCAGUACCUGGAGAUGUUCUACUGCAGAGAGCUGUUCAUAAUUAAAGACCAAAUGGGAAAACCACUGGCCAGAAAGUGCUCUCAAGAAGUCGGGUUUGGCUUACUGGUCUCUUUUAUUUUUUGCCUUGUAUUGUAUAGCUUAAUUUAUUCAAGUUUACUGGGUGUUAACAAUGGGGUCAAUCUUCUGGUAAACAAACAAGUUCACCCGAUUCGUAUUGUGAAGAUUAACGGCACCGAACAUCCAUGCUCUGAUCGUUACAUUUACAUCCAUGAAGGUCUUCCUAGCAGAUUCAACUAUGACUUCCUCAACAACUGUGAGUCUCUUACUGCAGGGGCUAUGACUGUUAGCAACAUUUCAAAUAUGUGUCCUUACUUUGUUAAUCUUGGUCCAGUAAUUGAAAGCUCCGAAGGGGUUUUAGCCAAUGAGAGUUGGUUUUCCACAAACCAGUUCUUGUUAGAAGUCAUAUUCCACAACAGGAUGAAGCAGUAUGAGUGUUUGACAGAAAACUCCACUCUGGCUUCAGCCAUUUAUGUCCCAUUCUAUGCUGGCAUAGAUGCCAGUGUCCAUCUGCGGGAUCCUAACCUCACAGCCAGAGACUCUUCGGCGAAAGAUCUUGUUAGAUGGCUUUCGAGCAAACCCGAAUGGAAGAAAAUGUGGGGAAGUGACCAUUUCUUUGUUGCUGGGAGGGUUUCCUGGGACUUCAGGAGGCGAAGAGACAAUAGUUCUAAUUGGGGUAGUAAACUCAGGUUCUUGCCUGAGUCUAUGAACAUGAGCAUGUUAUCAAUUGAAGGAAGCGCAUGGAAAAAUGACCAUGCUAUACCAUACCCUACAAGCUUUCAUCCUAAAGAGGACAGUGAGGUGGUUCAGUGGCAGAACAGAGUUAGAAAACAAGAAAGGCCUCACUUGUUUGCUUUUGUUGGUGCACCGAGGGCUCGCCAGAAAAAUUCUAUCCGGGGCAAACUUAUUGAUCAGUGCCAAGCUUCAACUAAUUGCAAGUUUCUACAUUGCCGUAAAAACAAUUGUGACAACCCGGUUACUAUUAUGAGGGUGUUUCAGAGCUCAGUUUAUUGCUUGCAGCCUCCCGGCGAUACGAGCACCAGGAGAUCCACUUUUGACUCUUUUGUAGCUGGUUGCAUUCCAGUAUUCUUUCAACCGGCAUCGGCUUACACUCAAUACUUAUGGCAUUUACCAAAAAAUCAUACCAAGUAUUCAGUGUUUAUUCCGGUGAGGAGUGCUGAAGAUUUGAAAGAAGGCGACAUUGAGAAAGUCUUGCUUGGAAUUUCAAAGGACAGGGAAUUGGCCAUGAGACAGGAGGUUAUAAGGCUAAUACCAAAGCUGGUGUAUGCAGAUCCCAGGUCAAGAUUGAAGACUCAAGAUGCAUUUGAUUUAGCUGUGCAGGGAAUUCUUGAGAGAAUAGGAAAUGUUAGGAAGGUGAUUAGGGAGGGGAAGGAUCCUAGUAUUGGUUUUGCAGAGUCUGAUAAUGGUAAGUUCACAUUUCCCAAGACUAAUACCAAUAGACUUUAUUGAAUGCAAAUAGAUACUUCGUUCUGAGAGCAACCCAAGAUGGAAGAACUGGAUGGUGUGUAGUUAUGUAAAACAAAAAUAAAGAAAUUGUGGUGUUGUGUUUUUAAUUAUGAUUUUAAAACGGGAGAUUGAUGUUCACUGAAGAAGCUUAUGUGCAAUUUCAGAUUAUGAUUAAU